Molecule: messenger RNA, 4662 nt
Organism: Engraulis encrasicolus (European anchovy)
Lineage: Eukaryota; Metazoa; Chordata; Actinopteri; Clupeiformes; Engraulidae
Gene: kif7
Product: kinesin family member 7
Exons: 26
Coding region: 202-4662 (1486 amino acids)
Biological process (GO): mitotic spindle organization; microtubule-based movement; spindle elongation
Cellular component (GO): microtubule associated complex
Molecular function (GO): microtubule binding; microtubule motor activity; ATP binding
Source: RefSeq, a predicted model, not a curated record
GACCCAUGAAGUCGGGAACUGGAGUAACACAAAAAGUUUGGAGAUAACUGAUCCUGCGCCUUACUCUGGAAGAUAAAAAAGUCAGUUGUAACAAUUUGUAUCUCGCAGUCCACGCUGCGCUGCAGGUGAUCAGCAAUGCCCGUUGCCUGCACACACAGGUGCACCUAAGCAGACAGACAUUUUUGGGCUGCAUACUGAGCGAUGUCCCCCAAGGUUCCGGGCCCUGGGAGAGGGGCUGGAGGAGGCGGUGCAGAGGACUCCCCAGUGCAGGUAGCGGUGCGAGUGCGCCCCCUGCUGCGCAAGGAGUUGCUCCAUGGGCACAAGAGCUGCAUCAGCGCCGACCCCGCCUCCCGACGCAUCACCCUAGGCAACAACCGCCACUUCCUGUGCGACUUCUUGUUCCAGGAGGGGGCGGGACAGGAGGAGGUGUACGAGGCGUGCGUGCAGCCAUUGGUCGAGGCUUUCCUACUAGGCUAUAACGCCACCGUGUUCGCCUACGGGCAGACCGGCUCCGGGAAGACAUACACCAUUGGAGAGGCCAACAUCUCGGCGUUUCGUGACGAGGAGCAGGGCAUCAUCCCUCGCGCGGUGGCGGAGAUCUUCAAGCUGCUGGACGAGGCGGACGUGAGCUACUUCAGCGUGCGCGUGUCGUACCUGGAGGUCUACAAGGAGGUCUUCAGAGACCUGCUGGAGGUGGACACGGCCAGCAAGGACAUCCACAUCCGGGAGGACGACAAGGGCAACAUAGUGUUAUGUGGCGUGCGCGAGAGCGAGGUGGAGUGCCUGGACGAGGUGUUGAGCCUGCUGGACUGCGGUAACGCGGCGCGGCACACGGGGGCGACACAGAUGAACCCCAACUCCAGCCGCUCCCACACCGUCUUCACCGUGCAGCUGGAGCAGCGCCACACACCCCUCGCCACCAGGGGGGGCCCCCGAGGCAGCCCCAACGCCAGCACACAGUCACAGGCACAGGCCACAGGCGCUCCGCAGCUGCUGUGCUCCAAGUUUCACUUCGUGGACCUGGCCACAGGUGCUCCGCAGCUGCUGUGCUCCAAGUUUCACUUCGUGGACCUGGCGGGCUCGGAGCGCAUCGUGAAGACGGGCAACACUGGGGAGCGGCUGAAGGAGAGCAUCCAGAUCAACAGCGGCCUGCUGGCACUGGGCAACGUCAUCGGGGCCCUCGGGGACCCCAAGAGGAGGGGCACACACGUCCCCUACAGAGACUCCAAGAUCACCAGGAUCCUGAAGGACUCUCUGGGUGGCAACGCCAAGACUCUGAUGGUGGCGUGCGUGAGUCCGUCCUCCUCGGACUUCGAUGAGAGCCUGAACACGCUCAACUACGCCAAGCGGGCCCGCAACAUCCAGAACCGCGUCUCGGUCAACCAGGCCAGCGAGCCGGGUCGCGUGGAGGGCCUGGAGCAGCAGAUACGGGCCCUGAGGCGGGCCCUAGAGACCCGGCACAACCGCUCCGAGACCCGCAUCAUCGUACGCGACCGGGAUCGGGAUCGCUCGGGCCGGGCGGAGUUUAACCGGCUGCAGACGGAGAGCGCCCACUACAGGACCUGUACUGACUCCGCCUAUCGGCUGCUAUUAGAGCUUCAGGGGGAGGCGGCCCUUCCACAGGCACAGUUGCAGCGUGUCAGGGCGUGGCUCUGCUCUGUGGAGGAGGAGCGUAGUGGUUUAAGCUCCGCCUCUGGGCCCGACAGCGGCAUCGACAGCGGCUCCAACAACGAGGACAGCAGCGGCACACACACGCACAAGACCAGAGACAACAGACACACACUCAGGACACAGGACCUGGAUGAGUGUUGCCUAGAGAGAGAGGAGUGUAUCUCGUCUCUGCAGUCUCAGGUGCAGCAGCUGGAGCAGGAGAACAACGACUUCCUGUCAGCACUAGAGGACGCUAUGGAGCAGUACAAACAACAGAGCGUGAAGCUACAGGAGCAGCAGGAUCUGAUUGGAGAGCUGCAUGGACUACUAUCACUUCCUGGAGGGGCGGGGCUUAGCCAUCUGACACAGAGACCCCACACGGCACCCCUGCAACCCACACAACACACACUCAACACAGAGGUGGAACAGAGGUGUAUGGACAUGUGUGAUCAUCAGAGCCAGUGGGACAGCAGUGACCAGGAGAGUGUCCAGAGAAGGGACAUUGCUGAGGCCAAGGACACAGUGGAGGACACAGCCCCCCUCAGGCAGAGCAAGGAAAAGCGCAGGUCCCUGACGUGGCUGAAGAGGGAUGAGCAGGCUCAGGGUCAAGGCCAAGGUCAAGGUCAAAGUCAAGGUCAGGGGUCGUCAGGGUCAGCUGGAGGUCAGGGGUCGUCUGUGUCGGCUGGAAGUCACCUGUCCCAGCUACUAGGCCUCGGCGCAAGUGCAGGCUACCCAGUGCUGUCACACAGCCUUAGGCGGACAUCGAACAGCAGUGUGGGUGAGAGCUGGUCGUGGGAUGCGAUGCGUGCAGAGGGGGGUGCGUCUGACAGGGGGGGUCUGCUACAGGCCCAGCAGAAAAUCAGAGAGCUGUCAAUCACCAUACGCAUGAAGGAGGAACUCAUCAAAGAGCUCGUCAAGACAGGUAAGGAUGCCCAGGCGAUGAAUCGUCAGUACAGCCGCAAGGUGUGUGAGCUGGAGGCGGAGGCUGAGGCGGCGAGGGCGGAGCUUACGGAGGCUCAGAGGGAGCUGGAGGUGCUCGGACCCGAACGCAGCCGCGCGCAGCAGGAGUGCAGACGCAAGAUAGCCGCCGCCCAGAGCAGAGUACAGGUGUUGAAGCAGCGGCAGCAGGACACGGUCCAGUUGGCCAGCCUCUCCGCACAGUCAGAACGACGCGUACACGAGCUGGAGAGACAGGUGAGCAGCAUGCGGCAACAGCAGGAGCAGCUGCAGCGCAAACUGAAGCAGGAAAGUCAACAGAAGAGGCGCCUGGAGACGGAGAUGCAGAGAGGCAAGCACAGAGUCAAGGAGCUGGAGAUUCGUACUGAGCAGCAGCAGAAGAUCCUGCGUAUCAAGACGGAGGAGAUCGCCGCGUUCCAGCGCCAGAGACGAAGUGGCAGCAACGGCUCUGUCAUCUCCCUGGAGGAGCAGCAGAAGAUCGAGGAGCAGAAGCGCUGGCUGGACGAGGAGAUGGAGCAUGUGCUGGAGCAGAGGCGGGGCCUGGAGGAGCUGGAGGAGGAGCUUAGCAAGAGGGAGGAGAUUGUGGCCAAGAAGGAAGCCCUGCUACAGGAGAGGAGCGGACUGGAGACUAAACGCCUACGCUCCAGCCAGGCUCUGAGUAAGGACCUGGUGAAUCUGUCGGGUCGUAUUGACUCUUUGGAGCGGGAGCUUAGCGAGCGCAGCAGCCAGUUGCGUAGCAGCUCUGCGCAGGACUCGCAGCACAUCCGGCAGGUGAUCAGCAACCUGCGGCACGAGAAGGACACGCUGCUCAAGCAGAGGGUGGAGCUGGACGAGAAGCUGCGCCAAGGAAGCCUCCUCUCGCCAGAGGAGGAGCGUACGUUGUUCCAGCUAGACGAGGCUAUCGAGGCUCUGGACGCGGCUAUUGAGUAUAAAAACGAGGCCAUCACCCAGAGGCAGAGGCAGCUGAGGGCUUCAGGCAGCAUGCUGUCCCAAUGGGAACUCAACCUCACCGCCAAACUCACCUACCUCUCAGCCUCAGAGACGCGUGCACUGCUCUGCAAGUACUUCGACAAGGUGGUCUCCCUGCGCGAGGAGGAGCGUCGUCUGCAGGUGUGUCUGGCGGAGCUGGAGAUGAGGGGGGAGGAGCUUCAGCAGCUGGUUGCCUGGUUACAGGCCGCUCUAGAACGCCAACACCUGGAGACGGACAGACGGCUCACACAGCAACAGAAACACCACGAGAGGAGCGUCCAACUACUACUACAGCAGUGUAGAGAGCAAAUGGACGAGGGUUUGGCAGGGAGGCAGCGUCAAUACGAGACCGUCAUCCACAACCUGAACAAGGAGCUCAGCCACUGCAAGGCGGCCAAUCAGGAGCUCAGCCUGAGGCACAGGGAGCCGUGUGGACCAAUCAGCAGCCAGCACGGGGACACGCCCAGAGGUCAGGCUCAACAGGCUGUUCUGAUGCAUUCUGUUCUGUUUCUAUUCAUAAACAUCGCCCCCGUGUGGACAUCUGUGUGUACUGCAGGCGGCAGCGGCGGUGGAGUCGAGGCGAGAAGACCCAUGAGCAUGGUGGAGGAGACAAGCAGCAGCCGUAGGAGCACCCCGGAACCAGAGAGGAGGUCGCCGCGACCCCCGCAACAACACCCCGAACACCCCCAGACGCACUCCCAUCUUCACCCAAGCCCCCACCCCCACCACCCCCACCCCCGAGACCUGGUGCACGCGCCCCUGCCCCCCACCUGGCGACGCUCGUCCCUCCCCACAGAAGACCACCUGGGCAUGGAGGAGCUACGCCUCCGCGCCUCCGGAGAGCUCCCCACCAAUCGCGUGCUGGCGCCUGGAGGCGGCGGCGGUGGUGGUGGUGGUGGUGGCCUGGGAUUGGUCGGUGGGGUCGGGGGCGGGGGCGGGGGCGGGGUUGGCCACUGGGGUUCCGGAAGCGGAACUAAAGGAGCGCGGCAGAGAGAGAGGGAGGUUCUGCGCAGAUCCAGCAUGUGCACUGUGGCCUCGCCGGGAAACACGACGGGGUACAUCGACGUGCGGAAGAACCCUGUUUAA